Molecule: messenger RNA, 849 nt
Organism: Macrosteles quadrilineatus (aster leafhopper)
Lineage: Eukaryota; Metazoa; Arthropoda; Insecta; Hemiptera; Cicadellidae
Exons: 1
Coding region: 1-849 (282 amino acids)
Source: RefSeq, a predicted model, not a curated record
AUGGCAGUUUUUGGACUUGAAGAUGCCAGGGCACCAGUGAAUGAAAUUGAACAAUUUCAAAUGGGACGGUACAUCAGUAGUAACGAAGCGGUUUGGCGAAUUCUUGGAUUCGACAUCCAUGAACGAUUUCCUGCUGUGAUGCACCUUAGCGUGCAUUUGGAAAACGGCCAAAGAGUGUAUUUUACUGAAGAGAAUGCUGUUCAGAGAGCUGCAGUUCCACCCAACACCUCUUUAACCGCUUUUUUUGAACUAUGCGCAAAUGACGAGUUCGCAAAGACUUUGUUGUAUCACGAGGUUCCGCACUACUACACUUGGGAUCCCAGGACUAAAAAGUUUUGCAAAAGAAAACGAGGUGCCCGUCAUCCAUCAGUAGAUGGCAUAUUCUCUACUGGCACACUGGGACGUGUGUACACGGUACAUCGAAGUAAUGGCGAUUGCUACUACCCGAGAAUGCUGCUCCAUGUAGUUAGAGGACCAACCUCCUUUCAAGAACUCAAAACUGUUGAAAGACAAGUCUGUCAAACAUACAUAGAAGCAUUUUCCAAACUUGGCUUGCUUGAAAAUGAUUCACACUGGGGCAACACACUGGCCGAAGCAUCUGAAACACGUCAUGCCUACCAGAUUCGUACUCUAUUUGCCAUCAUUUUAACUACUUUCGCCCCUUCAAAUCUACAAAAUCUUUGGGAAAGACACAAAGAAAGCAUGAGUGAAGACUUUCUUCUUCGAACUCGCAGAGAAAAUCCUGGCCAAGAAGUGCAAUAUACUGAAAACAUUUUCAACGAAGCACUAAUGUCGCUUGAAGACAUAUGUAUUACUAUCAAUAACAAGGUCCUCAAUGAACUUGGGUAA